Messenger RNA from Wasmannia auropunctata (little fire ant), 1012 nucleotides. RefSeq lists its product as uncharacterized. The coding region runs from base 215 to 904 and encodes 229 amino acids. The record is from RefSeq and is a predicted model, not a curated record. The transcript has 6 exons. Lineage: Eukaryota; Metazoa; Arthropoda; Insecta; Hymenoptera; Formicidae.
UUCAUCAUAUUGAUAAGAUUAAUGUGAGCAAAAGUGUGAGACUUUGAGAUAUAAGGAGUUCAGAAGUACAUUUGCAUUGACUGCCGAUUUACAUUAUCUCAACGUGUUUGUUCUCGUCAAGUUUUUUUCCCGCAAGUUGUUGCAUCACUGAUAUCAGCUAGAAACGUAAAAUCAGUCUCUAAUUAUGUUAGAGCGUGUGAAAUUUGGAUAACAAAUGGCUGCUUAUUUACUUAUUAAUAAAUGUGACAUCAUGAAUUUACUCUUACUCGGAUAUUUAAGCUUUUGCGUUGCAACAAGUUUGACCGAGAACUCAGAAUGGAACACGAGAUUUCCCGAAAUUCCAGAUAGGUACGUUGAUUUUGAUAAUUGUACACGAUGUGACGUAAAGCGAGAAUCGUCAUGCUUCUGCCAUGAAUAUGUUGACCUUUACAAGUGUGUGAUUUGCUGUUCCAAUAUCCCGUGCUGUGUUUGUGAAGAGUGUACUACUUGUUGGUACGAGCAACGACAGUUAAUAAUAAUGACAGAGAUCGGUAUUUCCAUGCUGUUCGGUAUAGGUAUCGUCGGCCUGCUAAUAGUCUACUGCAAAAUAUGCAACAGGACAAGGCAACAACAUACGCGACGGCGUAGAAGACGCAUCGUGUUGCAUGAGGAAUUAACAACGUAUCCCAGCAUCAUCGAAGAUCUACGGGAGAGACCACCUUCGUAUAAUGAGGUCGUUCGCAAUGCUCCGUCUAUUCAUACAUCUUUCAGCAACAAUGCUCCUCCUCUUUAUACAUUUUCCUCCUACAACGGGACGUUCAUGCAGGAAGCUCCACCGUCGUAUCCGGGAACGCCAAAACCGCAAGAAAAGAUCCAAGACUGCAAUGAACCUCCUUCCUCAUCUGCCGUUGCUCAACAUAUAUAACAAUACUCUUAGGCUGCGUUCCAUUUAACGCUCGCAACGUUCGCGAUUAACAUUUGAUAAACAAGGAUAAAACGAUUCCAAGAGCGUUACAAGCGUUAAAUGAAACGC